Molecule: messenger RNA, 1320 nt
Organism: Truncatella angustata
Lineage: Eukaryota; Fungi; Ascomycota; Sordariomycetes; Amphisphaeriales; Sporocadaceae
Product: N-acetylglucosamine-6-phosphate deacetylase
Exons: 1
Coding region: 1-1320 (439 amino acids)
Biological process (GO): N-acetylglucosamine catabolic process
Molecular function (GO): N-acetylglucosamine-6-phosphate deacetylase activity
Source: RefSeq, a predicted model, not a curated record
AUGCCACACUCACUUCCAUCAUCGCCGAAGUCAGUUCCCAGAAAUGGUGGCAAUGGUAUCACCAAAUUUACCAACUGUCGCAUUCUGAAGGGUGCCAGACUUGUCGACGAGGAUCUUUGGGUAAACUCUGUUACUGGCAAGAUUGUCCGCAGCCAAGCUGCUUUCUACGAUGACUUGCACCUCCCCGAUGAGACAGUUAACCUCGGUGGACGUAUCGUGUCGCCCGGCUUUAUCGAGUGCCAGCUCAACGGCGCGUAUGGCUUCAACUUCUCAACCUUGCUAGAACCUGCAGCAUAUGCCAAGAAGGUCAAGGACGUGAACAGGCGGCUUAUACAGACCGGCGUCACAAGUUAUGUGCCGACUAUCACAAGCCAGACUAGCGAGCUGUAUAAAAGUGCCUUGCCAUCUCUGGCGCCUUCGGGUGAUCUUCAAUUAGCGGAAGAUGGUGCAGAAUCCCUCGGAGCACACGUCGAAGGUCCUUUCUUGAACCCAGGCAAGAACGGUAUACACAAUGUUGACGUUUUGUUACAAGCGGACUCGUUCGAUGAUUUGGAAGAAUGCUACGGCUCUUCGAACAUCAACCCUGACGAACAUGGAAGCCCUCCCGUCAUUAGGAUGAUCACAGCGGCACCAGAGCUAGGCAACAUGACAUCUCUGAUCCCCGAGCUCACCCGUCGGGGGAUUGUUGUCUCUAUUGGGCACUCUGAAGCUACCUACGAAGAAGCAUCAGCGGCCGUGAAGGCGGGCGCCACUAUGAUCACACACCUGUUUAACGCGAUGCGCCCUCUGCAUCACCGUAACCCAGGCAUCUUCGGUGUGCUGGGCAUCGCGGAAAGUCUGCCACGACCAUACUUUGGCAUCAUAGCCGACGGGGAGCACCUGCACCCCACGACAAUCAAAAUCGCCUUCAAUGCACACCCAGAUGGGUUCAUACUGGUCACGGAUGCCAUGCACAUGGUGGGACUGCCUGAUGGUGCGUAUCAAUGGACGAACGGUGACUGUACGAAUCACAUCGUCAAGAAGGGACCAAAGCUACUUUUGGAAGGCUCGGAUAGGAUAGCCGGCAGCUCGAUCACCCUGAUUGAGUGCGUCAACAAUUUCCUGAGAUGGUCAGGGCAGAGCAUACCGCACGCGCUGAGGGCUGUCACGUCUACGCCAGCAGCCAUGCUCGGGCUGCAAGGUCAGAAAGGAUAUCUAGAAGAGGGCGCAGAUGCUGAUCUGGUUAUCUUGUCGGAGCAUUUCCAUAACAGUAACAACACGGAUGUAGAGUUGAGCGUUGACGAAGUCUGGAAGUUUGGCACGAAAGUCUUCACGAGCUAA